AUGCCUCCCAAAAAAUCAUCUUCCACCAAAAAGUGCGCUAACCCGCGGAUGGAAACUCCUGUCAUCGACUUCGUGAUGCGUACCCGCAGUGGUGCGCCUAUCAACCAACGCAUGCUUCAGACUAAAACACUACCACCCGCCAAAAAAAUCAAACCUACCCCCUUGCCGAGGGGGAACUCGUUCAUGAGCUUCGACGACUACAGCGCCAUCCUUGCCCGGCGCGCGAAAUCCUCCGUUGCUACCACAGAGCCGCGCACUGACACUGAGUCUGAUACCCAAGACCACCCGAAGACUGAUGACCUUGUCACGGACGAUGAGGACAACAGUGAAGGACAAGCGGAUGCUCACAAGGGCGAUCCCAAAAUUCAUGAAUCCUUACCCCCCUCUGAUACUCCAGAGGAUGAAAAUUCUUCCUUGGAUGGCGCCCCUUCCUCGGAGAACAACUACCCCGUGAUCCUUCCUCUUCGGAAGAGGAGUCUGACGAAGAUGAUGAUGAAUACAAAGAAGAUCAAGAAGCCGACGAAGAAAAAGAAGAAGGCGACGACAACUGACGACAACGACUUACCUGCGCCUCCAUCAAAGACGAAAUUGCCCCAGAAGCGCGCACCUCCAAAAGCUCUCCCCCCAAAAUCCACAGUAACAGGGACUCCCCCGUCCACCCAGGUACUCCAGGCUGCCAUGCAUGUGACGACGAAGUCGGUCGAGAAGAGUCCCGUCUCCAGUGCUCUGCCAAAAAGCUCCAUGGCAAUGGAGACUGAUGACGACGACAAUGACCUUCCCGUCACUUCUAGACCUGGGCGGCUGUGCCAGGAAGGCAUAGACGACGCGCAGGAGCUCGGGCGCAAGACACUUCACGCUGCCAAGUUAAUUGGUGACAAAUAUGGAAAAUCUGCACGCACAAUACUCAUCGAGGCCGGGUUGUCUGUGAAACACUCCAGGGCCGAGACCCCAUGGAAUAUGCACCAAGGAUGGUACAAAGGAAAAUAUCCUCGAGAAACCGAUGAAGAACUUAGUGAUUGGAGAAAGAGACAGCGCGACCACUACUACAGCCUUGAAGACAGCGACCCGCUGUGGGAUGACAUACAAGCGCACUAUGAUGGUCACUUGGGCGGUGCUAGUAACAAUCGAUCGCGUGCCAGUAUUGUUAUGUCUACAAGGGACGCACUCGCUAAGCGUAAGGCAUUGAGGUCAUUGGCUGUGUCUUUGAUUCGACUCCUGAUGAGGCGGCCCGACAGGCCUCAGGGUUUUGUCGCAGGCUCAUCCACCUUCAUGGAUGUCAUCAAUGAACGCCAAGUGGACGCCCAACUUGCGUUAGAUUGGAUUAUUACUGCAGCAAAGGCAAAAAACUACCAGCUCGCAAUGCCGCGGUUUGGGGGGGCAUAUGAUAUUUUGUUUUCGAAGCCUGGUGAAGCCCCACGGGACCGUUACCGACGUAUCUGGCCGGUCAUGGUGCUGGAGAAACUAGAACAAUUCGGCUACAAAAUGAAGUCUGUCCAGUGGCGGAAGUUACUCGACGUUGCAUACCAGAACAAGUUUCAAUUCGAACUCUGGCCUGACGAAGUUCCCCCAGUUGGCCCAGACUUCAACUACCACACCCUCAGCGCACAACAUCUGAAGUUACUCGUCGUGCCUUACAUCAAGCGCAGGGCUUUGCAAUAUUAUGACGCCGAACUGAAGACUGAAGCUGAGAGCUUACUCGAACUUCGGCGCAAGCAAGGACGGAGCGAAAAAACUCUUGAUGAUAUCAUUGACGAGUUGGACGUCGCUGUGUCUGAGAUUGAUAUUGUUCCUUGGCCCAAAGAUCACAUCGAGCAAUGUGAAAAAGACGACCCUAACAUGUUUGAUAUUCCUUUGGUCACCAGCGCUUCCAAUAUCGUGCUCCGGAAACUCGCGGACUCCGAGAAAUUCAAGCACUCCAUCCCCCAAGGGUUGCUUCAAAAUACAAGGAAGCAACAUCAGUACGUGGUUCGAAUGUCGGCGUUCCUUCGGGAGGAAGGCAGCUUGGAGAUACUACUCGGGAUCGCCAGUCUCAACAACAGACCUCCGCUGCUCGUGAAUAUUCGAUUAACGCCGCCCAUCGGCGUUUCAGCAACAGAAGUCUCGCAAGCGACCACAUGCAGAGGAUUAUGGCAAGUCCAUGAAUUACUUGCAGAUUCUCUUCUAAUCGAGUGUCCAGCAGAUGAACAACUUGAAUCUGAGGCUGAUAGCUUGAAUGCAUCAGACUCUCGCAUCACGAAGAAGUCGAAGGUCGUACGUCAUCGGUCGCCGCAUGUUGAAUUGCCACCUCCGCACUUUGUCCCUGUUCAUCCUCGACCUCGACUUCAAUCUCGACCUCGCCCUCGCCCUCGCCCUCGCCCUCGCCCUCGCCCUCGCCCUCGCCUUCGUGCACCUACACCUGACUACGAACCGCGUCAACACUGGGAUGAUGAGGUACAGCAGGUGUCUCCGCAUCAUCUUCAUUCCUAUGGGCAUAAUGUUGCCCAUCAUCAUCGCCAUGAUUUUCCGGCUGCAGGCCCUUCGAGAGUGGUUGCAAGGGCACGUGAGAGAUCCGAUUAUGACAGGAACACUCCGGCUCCUGGGUAUGAUUCAUAUGAUCGUGAUUUCGUUUACCGUGACUAA
Suillus subalutaceus is the source of this 2619-nucleotide messenger RNA. RefSeq lists its product as uncharacterized. The record is from RefSeq and is a predicted model, not a curated record. Bases 1 to 2619 code for a protein of 872 amino acids. The transcript is spliced from 12 exons. Lineage: Eukaryota; Fungi; Basidiomycota; Agaricomycetes; Boletales; Suillaceae.